Verticillium nonalfalfae is the source of this 1653-nucleotide messenger RNA. RefSeq lists its product as uncharacterized. Gene Ontology annotation, biological process: L-valine biosynthetic process. Bases 1 to 1653 code for a protein of 550 amino acids. NCBI's taxonomy places the organism in Eukaryota, Fungi, Ascomycota, Sordariomycetes, Glomerellales, Plectosphaerellaceae. The record is from RefSeq and is a predicted model, not a curated record. The transcript has 4 exons. Gene Ontology annotation, molecular function: thiamine pyrophosphate binding; flavin adenine dinucleotide binding; acetolactate synthase activity. Gene Ontology annotation, cellular component: mitochondrion; acetolactate synthase complex.
AUGGUGAAAGGCCAACGCGAGAAAAAGGGCCGGUUCCCGCGCAUGAUUACCUGUCCCAAUGAGAUGGUGGCCAUGUCCAUGGCCGACGGCUACGCCAGGCUGACGGGCAAACCUCAAUGCGUUAUUGUCCACGUUGACGUCGGGACUCAGGGCCUCGGCGCUGCUGUGCACAACUCUUCCACGGGCCGAGCCCCAGUCUUUGUUUUCGCUGGUCUCUCUCCAUUUACAUUGGAGGGCGAGCUCCGAGGCAGUCGGACCGAGUAUAUCCAUUGGAUCCAGGAUGUGCCCGAUCAGAAGCAGAUUCUCGCGCAGUACUGUCGCUACUCGGGCGAAGUCAAGACUGGCACCAAUGUGAAACAAAUGGUGAAUCGCGCUCUGCAAUUCUCCAAGUCGGAUCCUCAAGGGCCGGUAUAUCUCUGCGGUGCCAGAGAAGUCAUGGAGGCUGAAAUUGAGCCGUACUCCAUCCCACAGGAAGAAUGGGAUCCCGUUGAGCUCGGCGGCCUGCCGUCAAAGGCCGUGGACAAGAUUGCCGAAGCGCUGGCCGGCGCCAAGGAACCGCUAAUCAUCACUGGCUACGGCGGCAGGGAUCACAAGUUCCCCGGCGCACUGGUCGAGCUGGCCAAUGCGGUCAAGGGUCUGCGAGUUCUGGACACUGGCGGAAGCGACAUGUGUUUCCCUGCAGACCAUCCCGCAUGGCUCGGCCUCAGGUUUGGAUCAGACGAGGCAAUCAAGACGGCCGAUGUCAUACUUGUCCUGAACUGCGACGUGCCUUGGGUCAACACGUUGUGCCACCCGCGCAAAGAUGCAAGGAUUUUCCACGUUGAUGUUGAUCCGUUGAAACAGCAAAUGCCUGUUUUCUACAUCAAGGCCGAGUCGAGGUACCGCGCAGACAGCCUAGCCGCCGUUGGUCAGAUCACGGAUCAGCUCAAGUCAGACAAAUUGGCGUCUCUGCUCAACAGCAAGGAAGCCGAGACCCGUGGCAUGCAGUUGCAGGAAUCGUACGAGCGACGGCUAGCCACGAUUCAGGCAAAGACGAAGCCCUCGGAGGAUGGAGAGUUCGGCACUGGCCACCUCUGUCGAGAGCUACGCCGCCUUUGCCCCGACGACACCAUUUGGGCGGUCGAAGCGGUGACCAACACUGGCUUUGUGCAUGACAACAUUCAGCCAGUACAUCCUGGGUCGUGGAUCAACUGCGGCGGCGGUGGUCUAGGAUGGUCCGGCGGAGGAGCGCUGGGCAUCAAGCUGGCGAGUGCCGCUGAGAACGGCGGCAGGGGCAAGUUUGUGGUCCAGAUUGUGGGCGACGGGACCUUCUUGUUCUCGGUCCCAGGAAGCGUCUACUGGAUUGCGAAGCGGUACAACAUUCCAAUCUUGACCAUCGUCUUGAACAACAAAGGUUGGAACGCACCACGGCGGUCGCUUCUGCUCGUUCAUCCCGACGGCGCUGGCGCUAAGGUAUCGAAUGAGGAGAUCAACAUUUCCUUUGACCCAUCGCCUGACUACGCAGGCAUUGCCAAGGCAGCGGCGGGUGGUGACCUGAUGGCUGCGAGGGUGGGCCAUGCGGAGGAACUCGAGGGCAUGUUGAAGAAGGCGAUUGAAACGGUUCAGGGAGGACAAUCGGCUGUUCUCGACGUCAAGGUUACGAGUGGCUGUUGA